AUGUCGGCCAAUGAUGGUAGAGAAGAGGAUUCUGCCACUCUGCAGGAUACGCCUGUGGCCGAUCUGUCCAUCGCAGAACCUUUAGGAGGUAACUCCUCUAGCCCUACAACAGAGGCUCAGUGCCUAACCUCCGAAUUAUUUGGUGAGGCCCAGACUCCUAUGGUUCCCUCUAUAUGGAACUCUGCGAUCCUAGACGCAAUUCAGAGGGAAUCUCGCAGCGGAUUGGUCGAAGACAUCAGGGCAUUGCUGUUGGCGAAAUACGAGGUUAAAAAGGACCUCCAGGACUUGACUCCUCCUAAACUCAAUAAAGAGUUUCUGGCAGCGCUCACCCCCUCAGUUAUCAAGCGAGACGAAUAUCAGGCUUUAAUGCAAUCUCAAGUAAGUGCCUGUCUCAACGCCUUCGGCUCAGGCAUUUCUCGCUUGCUCAACCCGACAGUCUUACAGACUCUAAACGAGGAAGCAAGAGCGGCCUUAUCUUCUCUUGCCGAGGGCAUCCACCUGCUCGCAGACCAUCAGCAUCGCCUCUCUCUUGCUAGGCGAGCCUUUACAAAACCUUCUCUGAAUAUCGUGGGCAAGAACGCGGCUGAGGCGGCCCCUAUCGAUGACUUUCUGUUUGGUCACGAUUUCUCUGAAACACUCAAGGCAGCUCAGACGUGUAGGAAAGAAAACACUUCAGCCGAUUCGUCAAGCAGUCCAACCUCGAACUCAGCCUCACCCAGCCAGGUCACGCCAGCCGGAAAACAAGAGACCUCCCGUCCGUUCUGCAGCGGCUCGUCGAACGGGAGCGGCCUAUCGCAACAGCCGCAAUUACCGCUCCCUCUCCAGAUUUCGGUCCAGAUACCAUCGUUAGACCAAUCAGGAAGAGCAGGCAGUCUAGUAAGUUUUCUUGACCAAUGGGCAGCUAUCACCUCGGAUCCUGUGGUACUGGAAACCAUACAAGGCUAUUCCAUUCCCUUCUCCUCUGAGCCUCUGCCGAAACCAGUCUGCCCAGAGCCGUCACUGAGCCAGUCCGACAGCGUAUUUCACCGUAGGUAUCUUCGUUUUCAGUGGCGUCAACAAGUAUUCGAAUUUACUGCGCUGCCUUUUGGCCUGUCUUCGGCCCCAUAUAUUUUCACAAAGGUCCUCAGGCCAGUUGCUGCAUAUCUACGUAGUAAAGGUUACCAAUCCGUCAUCUACUUAGAUGAUUUUCUCCUACUUGGAUCAUCGGCCAUUGAAUGCGGUGCAAAUGUCGCAGCAACGAUAAGUCUACUUCAAGCAUUGGGAUUCUAUAUUAAUUUUCCCAAGUCACACUUGAAACCUUCAACUUCCUGUUCUCUUAUUUCCGUUUGUCCGGCUGUUCAAUACGGCCUCUUAUAUACGAAAUCAUUGGAAAGGGAAAAAUUUUUGGCUCUAGCUAGGAAUAACGAGGAUUUCGCGGCUGUAAUGAAAAUUCCGCCGCAUCUUGAUUCCGACUUCGAAUGGUGGUUAGACAUCUUCUCGGAUCAGAAACAAUUUAAUAGGAUACGAGCAGCAUCAUUUAUUCGGGAAAUUUUUUCAGACGCUUCUUUGAACGGUUGGGGCGCAGCGUGGGGGCCAAAUCGUACCCACGGUUGGUGGUCGCUAGCUGAGCGUUCCCUUCAUAUAAACACCUUGGAACUUAAGGCAGCCUUCAAUGGUCUUCGCUGUUUUGCUGCAGACCUUCGAGACUCUGACAUCUUACUCCGGAUUGAUAAUUCCACAGCCGUAGCUUAUAUCAACAAAUAUGGGUCGGUAAGAUUCCCUCACCUCUCGGCCAUUGCGGCCGAGAUUUGGCAAUGGUGUGAGAGGCGCAAUAAUUUCGUUUUCGCCUCCUAUAUCCCAUCUCUGCAAAAUAACAUAGCAGACGCCGAGUCCAGGAUCGCAGACCCCGAUACGGAGUGGUCCCUCUCAGACAAGGCUUUUCGUAAGGUCUGGGAGGCAUUUGGUCCUUUUGACGUAGACCUGUUCGCAUCCCUUAACAACAACAAGUGUGAGGCGUAUGUCUCAUGGUUUCCAGACCCGGGAUCUAUUGCAAUAGACGCAUUUACCCUAUCUUGGGAUAAUCUGAAAUUUUAUGCCUUCCCGCCUUUUAUCCUAUUGCCUCGGAAACCAGCACCCGGCCUGGAGGACUCUUUCCCUGGCGGCCGCGAACUUAUCAGGGAAGCCUUCAGAUAUCGUCUAGUUCCCUCAGACGCCAUCCCAGCUUUAAUCGCGUCGCUGGCAGACGCCACGAUCAAGCAAUAUACUUACCCACUCAAGGCCUGGUGGAAAUUUUGCUGUCAUCGCCAAUGGCCCCUCUUUUUGCCUUCUGCAUCCCAAAUUUUGGAAUUUCUGGCUCAAGAGCUGCGCAAUGUAUCAUCUUACUCGUCUCUAAAUACUAUGAGGUCAGCAGUUUCUCUGAUCUCAAUCAAUGAGAUCGGAAACGAUCCUCUGGUGCGUCGCUUCUGCAGGGGAGUAGCGGCACUCAAACCUCCGCGCCCACGCUACGAUUUCAUAUGGGAUCCGGCUCCGGUGAUAGCGAAGCUCGCCUCCAUCUACGCAUAUGAGGAGGUCCCUCUCAAGCGAAUCACUACUAAAUUAGUGCUUCUGCUGGCUCUUGGAACUGGACAGCGGGCUCAAACCCUGGCGGCUAUUAGGCUAUCACAGAUUUCGCUAGGGGAAAAGAUUCUAAUUCGCUGUCCGGAUCGGACUAAAACCUCCGCCCCUGGGCGUUACCAGCCCUUCUUCAGUUUUUCACGUUUCUUAGAACAUGAGAACCUCUGUAUAGGACAGCUCAUAGAGCACUAUAUAGAAAGAAUCAAGACUCUACGCCCACCUUCCUGUGACUCCUUGUUCAUUUCUUUAUCCAAACCAUAUCGAGCGGUUACGGCUCAAACCCUCGGUCGAUGGAUAAAACAAGGUCUACAGGAAUUGGGAAUCAACACUGAAACCUACUCGGCACAUAGCACCAGGCAUGCUUCAACAUCUCAGGCAGCAAAGAAAGGAGUCUCCUCGGAUCUGAUUAAACGAGCGGCGGGCUGGACUGGAGAAUCCAGAACAUUCGCCAACUUCUACAAUAGGCCUAUCAUUAACCCCGAGGAAUUUAGUAAUGCAGUUCUUCUGACAUAA
Molecule: messenger RNA, 3105 nt
Organism: Trachymyrmex cornetzi
Lineage: Eukaryota; Metazoa; Arthropoda; Insecta; Hymenoptera; Formicidae
Exons: 6
Coding region: 1-3105 (1034 amino acids)
Biological process (GO): DNA integration; DNA recombination
Molecular function (GO): DNA binding
Source: RefSeq, a predicted model, not a curated record